AUGUCUAAUUCGCUUAUUUUAUCAUAUAGGAUAAAUGCUUCGAUGAAAAAGGUAUGCAAUCCUAGUUUUAGUGGACCCUUAUGCCAGUUCUUUGUGGAACGUCAACCAGCUGGUGAAAUCAUCGAGGUUAUAACAACGUCAGAGAGCUCAAAUCCUCUAAACGCUGUUCCCAGUAGCAGUGCCAGCAGCCUCAGCGGCGGAGGUACCGACGGCAAAGGCAACAGAGGCGACCAUAGUGCGGCCGGCCGCUCAGAGUUCAAUCCGCGGUGUGAAAGGGCUCGUGAACUCAUCGGGGACGAAGUCUGUCUGAACCGUGGUGUCUGUCGCGACAGUCCAGACGGCACUAGCUACGCCUGUUACUGUUCUCCUGGGUACAGCGGCUCACGAUGUGAGCUCUUGGAUUUCUGCUUUAACAUAACCUGCAGUGGACACGGCCAAUGUCGACAAUUCGGAGCGAGACUGGAUAAUUUCGUAUGCGAAUGCGAGCCUGGAUGGAAGGGUGUACUGUGUGAAAUAUCAUACUUGAACGCCUGUGAGGCGGCCUUCUAUAACUUGCCCAAAGAUCAACUGUCCAUUUGUCUACACGGUGGCAUUUGCAUUGAGCAUUACAAUGGGUCUGGCUUCUACUGCCAGUGCAUAAAUGGGUGGUUGGGAGAACGUUGCGGAACCCAUUUUACGCAGGUGGGUCAAUGCUAA
Molecule: messenger RNA, 696 nt
Organism: Echinococcus granulosus
Lineage: Eukaryota; Metazoa; Platyhelminthes; Cestoda; Cyclophyllidea; Taeniidae
Product: Neurogenic locus notch protein
Exons: 3
Coding region: 1-696 (231 amino acids)
Biological process (GO): heterophilic cell-cell adhesion; establishment or maintenance of epithelial cell apical/basal polarity
Cellular component (GO): protein-containing complex; plasma membrane
Source: RefSeq, a predicted model, not a curated record